Archocentrus centrarchus (flier cichlid) is the source of this 2043-nucleotide messenger RNA. RefSeq names its product OTU deubiquitinase 5a (gene otud5a). The record is from RefSeq and is a predicted model, not a curated record. The transcript is spliced from 9 exons. Lineage: Eukaryota; Metazoa; Chordata; Actinopteri; Cichliformes; Cichlidae. Gene Ontology annotation, molecular function: cysteine-type deubiquitinase activity; K63-linked deubiquitinase activity. Gene Ontology annotation, biological process: protein deubiquitination. The coding region runs from base 264 to 1913 and encodes 549 amino acids.
GAUGUGACGUCAUGUUGUGUUGAUGUUGUGACCGGACGCGCUGUGGACGGAAGAGGGAGACGCGUUUUGUUUUUUGUUCAAUUAAACCGUCGAAAAGGAACCCAGGUACCGCUUCCUUGUCCGUUUCGGGUCGCUAAGAGCCUUAGCUCGGUGAUUGGUGCCAAACGGCCGGGCCGGAGGGCGUGUAGACCGUCUCAUUUGAUCUAGAAAGGGAGGACUCGUCACCCUCUGACCCCCUCCCUGCUUCCUGCACACUCUCCACCAUGACUAUUCUCCCGAAGAAGAAGCCCAGCUCCGGGGUCGGCGUCUCGGACCACGCGGAUGACAGCGAUCGUCGGAGCGGCUCCGACCCUCACCAACACCCUCACCCGCACGCAGGGCGGACCGGAACCCGACCGAGGGCUUCCCCUCCGCCUUGGUCCUAUCAGCCCGCUCCACCCUCCGCCAGGGACGACAGGCGCAGCAUUGAGGCGAGCUCCCGGCCGCAGCAGGCCUCUCCGCCGCCCGUCGGCUCCGUGUCCCCUGUGGGGCCGGGCGACGGUCGGGACAGCAGCGGCGGGAUGGUUGCCGGGUCCCGCGGGGAGCUCGUAGUGUCGGCCGGCGUCGUCGGAUGCGGCGGUGGCAUCGGCAGCUGCUGCUCCGGGCCCGGGCUGAGCAAGAGGCGGAGGCAGGCAGGCACCUGCUCCGGCGGGGUGGUGGGGGCGCUGGCCGGCGGAGGCCAGCCCGGGGUGACCGGACCGGGAGGUGUGGGGUCCAGCCAGGACACGGAGGAAGGAGCCGGGAACAAUAGCGAAGACGAGUACGAGAACGCCGCCCGGCUUCAGUCCAUGGACCCGGCUACCGUGGAGCAGCAGGAGCACUGGUUUGAAAAAGCUCUGAGGGAGAAGAAAGGAUUUGUCAUCAAGAAGAUGAAGGAGGAUGGAGCGUGUCUGUUCAGAGCUGUAGCUGAUCAGGUGUAUGGAGAUCAGGACAUGCAUGAAGUGGUGCGGAAACACUGUAUGGACUACCUGAUGAAGAACGCUGACUACUUCUCCAACUACGUGACGGAGGACUUCACCACAUACAUCAACAGGAAGAGGAAAAACAACUGCCAUGGCAACCACAUCGAGAUGCAGGCCAUGGCGGAGAUGUACAACAGGCCAGUGGAAGUUUACCAGUAUAGCACAGAACCAAUCAACACGUUCCACGGCAUUCAUCAGAACCACGACGAGCCAAUCAGAGUGAGCUACCACCGCAACAUCCACUACAACUCCGUAGUGAACCCCAACAAGGCCACGAUCGGGGUCGGACUGGGACUGCCUGCCUUCAAACCCGGGUACGCGGACCAGUCUCUUAUGAAGUCGGCCAUCAAGACGUCAGAGGAGUCGUGGAUCGAGCAGCAGAUGCUGGAGGACAAGAAGAGGGCGACGGACUGGGAGGCCACCAACGAGGCCAUUGAGGAGCAGGUGGCCCGAGAGUCUUACCUGCAGUGGCUGCGGGACCAGGAGAAACAGGCCAGACAGCCCCGUAAGGCCAGCGCCACCUGCAGCUCGGCAACGGCGGCAGCUUCCAGCGGACUAGAUGACUGGAGCGCUCGGUCACCACGGCAACGUGACUCCGACCCCUCCCACUCCGAACUCACCACUGCCCCAUCGACCAACAACAAGCCCCCUUCACCCGCCGGAGCCGCCCUCAUCCUGAGCAAACCCCCCUCCCCCUGCGCCCCAGGUCCCAGUAAUCAGAGUCGUCACCAUUUGGAGUACAGAGCCAUCAUGCAGGAGAUGUCACCUACAGCAUUCGGUCUUACGGACUGGGAGGACGAUGAGAUCCUGGCGUCGGUGCUAGCGGUCUCUCAGCAGGAGUACCUGGACAAAAUCAAACACCAGAGCACCGGCAUGCAUCGAGAGAGGGAGCCAUCGCCCGACAGCAGCUGAUAGCCGGCCCGACACGCACAAAAGAAAAAAAACGCGCACACACACACAACAGCGACCUUUCACCCCCAUCCCCCCCACUACUCUCCUGCCCACCUCUGACCCACCGAAGGAGAUCGACCAGGGAAAAAAU